AUGGACAGCUCGUCGUUGACCGCGCUCGGCCGCCACUUCGACCGGGUAAUGCAGUCGAUCCAGCAACGACUCGAGUACCUAAUGGAGCAGUCGCAGAUCGUCACCCUCAGCGUCUAUGACCGCGCAGGCAACCUCAUCGACAACGCCGACGCCGAGAUUGCGCGGUACCAUGAGAUCAUGGCGCAGAUCGACGAACUCGAAUUGGAUUUUGACCGCAUCGGCCAAAUUCGCGAGAUCGUGCGCGGCUUUCGCCAGAGAGCCGAAGAGCUGGAGCGUGAAGUGGAACGGUCCGGCGCCGGACGGCACAAGGCCACUCACACGACGAAACGAUUUGAACGACAUAUUUAA
This is a messenger RNA of Parathielavia appendiculata, 348 nucleotides long. RefSeq lists its product as uncharacterized. Gene Ontology annotation, cellular component: BLOC-1 complex. The record is from RefSeq and is a predicted model, not a curated record. NCBI's taxonomy places the organism in Eukaryota, Fungi, Ascomycota, Sordariomycetes, Sordariales, Chaetomiaceae. The transcript is spliced from 2 exons. Bases 1 to 348 code for a protein of 115 amino acids. Gene Ontology annotation, biological process: endosome organization.